AGGGCACCAGUACCCCCAACUCCACUUGGCCCGGCGCCUGCCCCCUCUGCUCCCCAGCUGCCCGAUCCCAGGUGUGCUCAUGCAGCCAUCUUCCAGGCGCACCGUGAGCCCACCCAUCCUGUAGCUGCCCUUGCCCCUUUUCAGUUCCCGGCUUCUCCCGGAAGCCCCACCUUGGGCUCGGGGGGCGCGGGGAUCCCAGCCCCAAACGCCUGGCCGGAGGCGGGGCGGGGCGCACGGGGCCUUUAAGAGGCGCGGCAGCGCGGACCCGGCUGACGCGGGCAGCUCCACGACUAGCCACCCGCAGCGCUCCGGCUCCUCUCUUCCGACCGCACCGCAGCGAUGGAUGGAGAUGGUGAUCCAGAGACUGUGAGCCAUCCCGAAGAGGCGAGCCCAGAGGAGCAGCCAGAGGAGGCGGGGGCCGCCGAGGCGAGUGCGGAGGAGGAGCAGCCUCGGGAGGAGGAGGCAGAGGCAGAGGAGGCCGAGUACCUGGCCCAGUUGCCGGAACCGCUGCUGCUGAGCGUGCUGGCCGAGCUGCCGGCUUCGGAGCUAGUGCAGGUCUGCCGCCUGGUGUGCCGGCGCUGGAAGGAGCUGGUGGACGGCGCCCCACUGUGGCUACUCAAGUGCCAGCAAGAGGGCUUAGUGCCUGAAGGCAGCGCUGAGGACGAGCGGGACCACUGGCAACAGUUCUACUUUCUGAGCAAGAGGAGGCGCAACCUGCUACGUAACCCUUGCGGAGAAGAGGACUUGGAGGGCUGGUGUGACGUGGAGCACGGUGGGGACGGCUGGAGGGUGGAGGAACUGCCUGGAGACAGUGGGGUGGAAUUUAUCCAAGAUGACAGCGUUAAGAAGUACUUCGCCUCUUCCUUCGAGUGGUGCCGCAAAGCGCAGGUCAUUGAUAUGCAGGCUGAGGGCUACUGGGAGGAGCUACUGGACACCACCCAGCCCGCCAUCGUGGUGAAGGACUGGUACUCGGGCCGCACGGAUGCCGGCAGCCUGUAUGAACUCACUGUGAGGCUGCUGUCGGAACAGGAAGAUGUGCUGGCAGAGUUCAGCACCGGACAGGUAGCAGUGCCUGAGGAUGGCAGCUGGAUGGAGAUCUCCCACACUUUCACCGACUAUGGGCCGGGUGUCCGCUUCGUCCGCUUUGAACACGGAGGGCAGGACUCCGUCUUCUGGAAAGGCUGGUUCGGGGCCCGGAUGACCAACAGUAGCGUGUGGGUGGAACCCUGAGCGACCUCCUCUAUCCCCACCAGCCACCCUCUAGGAAAGAAGCCUGGGGUAGAAAGGCCUUACUUUAAUUCGUAGCAUCCUCACCUGCCUCGCCCACACCUUGUACCUGCUUCUCUCCGGCCCCUUCCUCCAGCCUGGUCCCCAGGGGAGAGAAGGAUUUAUUGUUUGACUGUGGGUUGGCUUCAGGCGGUAGCUUCUAGAGUGUACUAUCUGAGGGGGGUAUGGGGCUGCUGCUGGAUCCCACGCACCUAGCAUUGUAAGCCUGCCUCAGAGUGGGCACUCAAUAAAUAUUUGUCCAAAGAAGUAAACGAUGAAAGUGGGCAUCUCCC
Molecule: messenger RNA, 1559 nt
Organism: Acomys russatus (golden spiny mouse)
Lineage: Eukaryota; Metazoa; Chordata; Mammalia; Rodentia; Muridae
Gene: Fbxo2
Product: F-box protein 2
Exons: 6
Coding region: 340-1230 (296 amino acids)
Biological process (GO): SCF-dependent proteasomal ubiquitin-dependent protein catabolic process; glycoprotein catabolic process
Cellular component (GO): cytoplasm; SCF ubiquitin ligase complex
Molecular function (GO): ubiquitin protein ligase activity; protein binding
Source: RefSeq, a predicted model, not a curated record